CUUCAGGACACUAUCCAAAACCAGUUAUAUAAACCACGGCUAUCAAUCGAUCAGACAACACAAAAUUUCAACUUCCAGUUAGCAAUUGUUGGAUCUCUCUUUAGGCUUUGCUUAGCGAUCAGUAACGAGUAUGUCGAUCAUCCCAAGCUUUUUCGGUGGUCGUCGAACAAACGUCUUCGAUCCCUUCUCCCUCGACAUCUGGGAUCCUUUCGAAGGCUUCCCCUUCAACAACAACAACAACUUCCGUUCUCUCUCCGAUCGCGUCGGAUCUUCUGAAACAGCUUCGUUCGCGCACGCGAAUAUUGACUGGAGGGAGACUGCGGAUGCUCACGUGUUCAAGGCGGAUGUGCCGGGGCUGAAGAAGGAGGAAGUGAAGGUUCAGGUUGAGGACGAUCGAGUGCUGCAGAUCAGUGGAGAGAGGAACAAAGAGAGUGAGGAAAAGGGAGACACGUGGCACCGUGUUGAGAGAAGCAGCGGGAAGUUUAUGCGAAGGUUUAGGCUGCCGGAGAACGCGAAAGUGGAUCAGGUGAAGGCGGCGAUGGAGAAUGGUGUGCUGACUGUCACUGUGCCCAAAGUUGAAGUGAAAAAACCUGAUGUGAAGUCGAUUCAAAUCUCUGGUUGAAUUUGAAAGGUAUCUCAUAUAUGUGUCGAUAUUAGGCUAAAUUGUAAGUCGAAUAAUGUCUGUUGUUGAAGUCGAAUAGUGUCUCCCAGUAUUGCAAAUCUACUAAUCGAAAAUUUUCAUUGUACGAGUCGGUUGAUUAGGGUUUUCAAGUUGUGUUUGCGUUCGUACGUGCUGUGUAAAUGUUUCGUUAAUCAGUGAGAACAAUGGCAGCUUCAGUAA
Molecule: messenger RNA, 841 nt
Organism: Lactuca sativa (garden lettuce)
Lineage: Eukaryota; Viridiplantae; Streptophyta; Magnoliopsida; Asterales; Asteraceae
Product: 17.5 kDa class I heat shock protein
Source: RefSeq, a predicted model, not a curated record